Molecule: messenger RNA, 1922 nt
Organism: Mauremys reevesii (Reeves's turtle)
Lineage: Eukaryota; Metazoa; Chordata; Testudines; Geoemydidae
Product: inosine-5'-monophosphate dehydrogenase 2-like
Exons: 15
Coding region: 31-1647 (538 amino acids)
Biological process (GO): GTP biosynthetic process
Cellular component (GO): cytoplasm
Molecular function (GO): IMP dehydrogenase activity
Source: RefSeq, a predicted model, not a curated record
CGCGGCCGCAGCCGUUAGCGCGGAGCCGCCAUGGCCGAGUACCUCCUCAGCGGCGGCACCGGCUACGUGCCCGACGACGGGCUGACGGCGCAGCAGCUCCUCAACUGCGGGGACGGGCUGACCUACAAUGACUUCCUUAUUCUUCCCGGCUAUAUUGACUUCACUGCAGACCAAGUGGACCUGACUUCAGCUUUGACCAAAAAGAUAACCUUAAAGACUCCCUUGGUUUCCUCUCCCAUGGACACAGUGACAGAGGCCAGCAUGGCCAUUGCAAUGGCGCUCACAGGUGGGAUUGGAUUCAUCCAUCAUAACUGCACACCGGAAUUCCAGGCCAAUGAAGUACGGAAAGUUAAGAAAUAUGAACAGGGAUUUAUCACGGACCCAGUGGUGCUGAGCCCCAAGGACAGAGUGAGAGAUGUGUUUGAAGCAAAAGCCCGUCACGGAUUCUGUGGCAUUCCUAUCACAGACAAUGGAAAGAUGGGGAGUAAGCUGGUGGGGAUCAUCUCAUCCCGAGACAUUGACUUCCUGAAAGAGGAGGAGCACGACUUGCCCCUCAGUGAGAUUAUGACAAAGCGGGAUGAUCUCGUUGUUGCCCCUGCAGGGGUAACAUUAAAGGAAGCAAAUGAAAUUCUGCAGAGAAGCAAAAAAGGCAAGCUGCCAAUUGUUAAUGAGGAGGAUGAGCUGGUGGCUAUAAUUGCCCGCACAGAUCUGAAGAAGAACCGUGAUUACCCGCUCGCAUCUAAAGAUGCUAAGAAGCAACUGCUCUGUGGCGCUGCCAUUGGAACCCAUGAAGAUGACAAGUACCGCCUGGACCUCCUAGUGCAGUCGGGGGUGGAUGUCGUCGUCUUGGAUUCCUCUCAGGGCAAUUCCAUUUUCCAGAUCAACAUGAUCAAGUAUAUCAAGGAGAAAUACCCUAACCUACAGGUCAUUGGAGGCAAUGUGGUGACGGCUGCUCAGGCGAAGAAUCUGAUUGAUGCAGGGGUCGAUGCUCUAAGGGUCGGGAUGGGCAGUGGCUCCAUCUGCAUCACACAAGAAGCUGCUCCACAGAUCCCUCCAGAACUAAAGUCCCACAGCCCCAAGUGCCCGUCUUCUGUCAUGGGCACCUAUAUCUUGGCCUGCGGCAGGCCCCAAGCCACAGCAGUGUACAAAGUGUCCGAGUAUGCCAGGAGAUUUGGGGUCCCGGUGAUCGCAGAUGGAGGGAUCCAAACCGUGGGACACGUUGCCAAGGCCCUGGCACUCGGUGCUUCCACAGUGAUGAUGGGCUCUCUCCUGGCUGCCACCACGGAAGCCCCUGGCGAGUACUUCUUCUCGGACGGAAUCAGGCUGAAGAAAUACCGGGGAAUGGGAUCGUUGGACGCCAUGGACAAGAACUUGGGCAGCCAGACGCGCUAUUUCAGUGAGACAGAUAAAAUUAAAGUGGCCCAGGGGGUCUCUGGUGCAGUGCAAGACAAAGGCUCUAUCCACAAGUUCAUCCCGUACCUGAUUGCUGGGAUCCAGCACUCCUGUCAGGAUAUCGGUGCCAAGAGUCUGACCCAAGUCAGAGCCAUGAUGUACUCGGGAGAACUGAAGUUUGAGAAGAGGACGACGUCUGCCCAGGUGGAAGGAGGAGUUCACGGCCUCCAUUCGUAUGAGAAGCGCCUCUUCUGAAGGAGGGUCCGUGCCUGUACUCAGCACCUUGCUGCUCUGCAGCCCUCAGCUGCCACGCACCUGAGCUGCUCCUUUCACAGAAGUGCCAUUAUCCUGCAAGCGCCUGCUGAUCCCUGGGCUCAGCAGCUGUUCUCCGGCCCUGUGCUCCCAAUGCCCCGGGGCAGCGGGGCUCAGGCCCAGCCCAUGUUUUACAAUAAAAGAAAAGCGGUGGGGCUCCGUGUCUGUCUCAGGCCUCCUCUCCCCAGGGUGCAGCCCUGGACUCCUGUCCCAUUGUU